AUGAGUCCGUACAUUACAUAUUACGCAAACCAGGCUGGUGGAAGAACAGUGGAUCGAUAUAGUGAUUUUGGAAGGGUAUUCGUUGGAAGUCCUUAUCAAAGAGGACAUGGAAUUGGUGCUUUCCUUGGGGGUCUUUUUCGGCGCAUUCUGCCCUAUCUGGGAAGCGCAGCCAGAGCUGUCGGUAAAGAAGCUCUCAAUGCGGGCCAUGGAGAAGAAUAUAUCGAUUUGGCACACAUCAUGAUCAAAGUUCGCGCCAGAAUCCUGAAACCCGAUGGCUCUGCUGUACUCGAGGACUCUGUUGGUCCUGUGAAUAAUUUUUUACAUUCAAUGUUUAACCAAGUGGAUGUAUAUUUCAACCAAAAAGUUGUUACGCCUCCAAAUAAUCUGUACGCCUAUAGAGCAUACAUUGAAACAUUGCUAAACUAUGGAACAGAUGCCAAGUCCUCCCAUCUUGGAAUGUCUCUUUGGGCUACGGAUAGUUAUGGUGCAAUGGAUUCUACUGCUGUAGCUGCGGGUGAUGCGAGAAACAACAAUCGGUUAGCCGCACGUCAGGCCUUUACUAAAGAUGGAAAAGCCUUUGAUCUACUGGGACAUUUACAUUGUGACGUGUUCAAUCAAGAUAAGUUUUUGAUGAAUGGCGUAGAGCUACGCGUUCGUCUUAUCCGUGCAAAGGACGACUUUUGCCUUAUGGACGAUAGUGCCCUGAAUUAUAAGCUGCGUAUAGUAGAAGCCUCCUUGAUUGUUCGUCGUGUCAAACUCAGCCCUGGAAUUUUGAUAGCUCAUGCUAAAACGCUUUUUCAACGGCUCGAGGAAGAAGAAUCCCUUCAACUUUCAAAAUUUUGGGAUAAACUUGUAUGUCUGAAUGUCGAUGGACGUCAAGUACCUACAAAACCUCUGCAGCCAAGUUUCACCUCUGGCGUCUGCCUAGAUGUGGAAGCAUACAACACACUAUUUGCUGCGGAUGAAAAUGGAAGACUACUUAAUGGAUGCGCAGAAUAA
Molecule: messenger RNA, 999 nt
Organism: Diachasmimorpha longicaudata
Lineage: Eukaryota; Metazoa; Arthropoda; Insecta; Hymenoptera; Braconidae
Exons: 4
Coding region: 1-999 (332 amino acids)
Biological process (GO): deoxyribonucleotide biosynthetic process
Cellular component (GO): cytosol
Molecular function (GO): ribonucleoside-diphosphate reductase activity, thioredoxin disulfide as acceptor
Source: RefSeq, a predicted model, not a curated record